AUGGCCAAUCGACCUAGACAAAACGGGGCCGCAUUGAGAAUUACGGCAUGCAGAUAUCCAUACGGGUUAUUUUUUAUCUACAGUCCUGCUCGAAAAUGGAUUGCACCUUUCGACUGGUCCAAGAGCUCUAACAAAAAGAAAAAUAUCAUGGAGACUACGGCAUCCAGGAAUUAUAUAGCUGAAAAAUAUGUGAAACUCGAUCAAGGCGGACGAAUGAUUGCGGGAUAUGUCUGGAUUGAUGCAUUCGGCGAGACGCGUUCAAAAUCGAGAACUCUCAGAGAAGGAGUCAACACACCCGAUAGUCUUCCAAUUUGGAAUUUUGAUGGUUCUUCAACUAAGCAAGCUCCAAUCAACAACACCGACGUACCACUGCGCCCCUGUGCUGUAUUCCCUGAUACUAUCCGCCUACCAUCAAGCAUCAUUGUUUUGGCAGAAUAUUGGAAUGCCGAUGGAACACCUAACAAGUUCAAUUUUCGUCACGGCUGCGCCAAGGUAAUGGGCACAUAUGCAGAGCACGAGCCAUGGUUCGGACUUGAGCAAGAAAUCACUCUCAUUGGCAAUAAUAGGCGACCUUUCUGGUGGCCAGUUGGAGGGUUUCCGGCACCGCAGAUCCGUAUCGCGUAA
Molecule: messenger RNA, 624 nt
Organism: Trichoderma asperellum CBS 433.97
Lineage: Eukaryota; Fungi; Ascomycota; Sordariomycetes; Hypocreales; Hypocreaceae
Source: RefSeq, a predicted model, not a curated record